GCUAGUCGGCGUGAUCACUAGACUCAACUUCGCAAGGUUGGGGCAUUUUCCCUUGCUCUUACUUCCGGGUGAUUCCAAUCAAAGCGACGGAGGGGAGGUCAAGAAAACCACGAAACGCAGGGAAAUAAUAUGCCUGCUGCGCCGAAACAGAGGAAGAUUGCCAUUGUUGGUAGUCGGUCCGUUGGCAAAUCGUCUCUUACGGUCCGAUUCGUUGAACAUCAUUUUGUCGAGAGCUAUUAUCCUACCAUUGAGAAUACGUUCAGUCGCAUCAUCAAGUACAACGGUCAGGAUUUCGCCACAGAGAUCGUUGAUACAGCUGGUCAAGAUGAAUACAGCAUACUUAAUUCUAAGCACUUCAUCGGAAUACACGGGUAUAUCAUUGUUUAUUCUGUAGCGUCCCGCCAGUCGUUUGACAUGGUGAGGGUUAUACGCGACAAAAUUCUGAAUCAUCUUGGAGCGGAUCACGUUCCUCUCGUGAUUGUUGGAAACAAGAGCGAUCUCAAAUCGGAACAGCGUCAAGUUUCGCUGGACGAGGGUAGGCAAUUGGGCGAAGAGUUUCAUUGUGCGUUCACUGAGGCUAGUGCUCGUCUCGACUACAACGUCACGAAAGCGUUUGAUUUGAUGAUCGGCGAGAUUGAGAAGUCCCAAAACCCGUCCCAACCAGCAGGCGGCAGCAAGUGCAUGCUAAUGUAGCGCUACUUGAGGUUCCUGCAUUCCUGUCCAAUCUUCAUACGGGUCUGCGCCUCAAUGAGCGGAAAUGUAAUGAAAUAUUGAGGUUGUGAAUCAUCCCCGGUCCCGAUGUCCUGCCAGUUCUAUGGCCUAUCUGUUCUAUAAUCUCAGUGUUGUACAAGGGGGGUUGGGAAGACUGAGGGUCGGACACUGCUGGAGAGAAGGAAGUAUGAUGACGGACAACUGGGAUUCGAGAUGAGGUUUUAGACCAGACCCAGCAUCUUGCUUUGUAAAGGCUGAAUGAGCUGCACAGUGGAGCGUUUCCAGAAUGAGCUCACGCAGGAAGUGCAUUCUGGUCUAGGAGAUACAGUGGCCCUUUCUUUCUACAGUAUACGGGU
Messenger RNA from Aspergillus novofumigatus IBT 16806, 1067 nucleotides. It is a transcript of the gene rhbA, whose product is annotated as Rheb family small GTPase rhbA. Bases 130 to 693 code for a protein of 187 amino acids. Gene Ontology annotation, biological process: small GTPase-mediated signal transduction. Gene Ontology annotation, molecular function: GTP binding; GTPase activity; GDP binding. The record is from RefSeq and is a predicted model, not a curated record. The transcript is spliced from 4 exons. Gene Ontology annotation, cellular component: plasma membrane. NCBI's taxonomy places the organism in Eukaryota, Fungi, Ascomycota, Eurotiomycetes, Eurotiales, Aspergillaceae.